Gallus gallus (chicken) is the source of this 5961-nucleotide messenger RNA. RefSeq names its product vesicle-associated membrane protein 1 (synaptobrevin 1) (gene VAMP1). Gene Ontology annotation, cellular component: SNARE complex; plasma membrane. Gene Ontology annotation, molecular function: syntaxin binding; SNAP receptor activity. The transcript is spliced from 6 exons. Bases 51 to 431 code for a protein of 126 amino acids. Gene Ontology annotation, biological process: vesicle-mediated transport; SNARE complex assembly; vesicle fusion. NCBI's taxonomy places the organism in Eukaryota, Metazoa, Chordata, Aves, Galliformes, Phasianidae. The record is from RefSeq and is a predicted model, not a curated record.
GGCGCUUCUGGUAGUGCGGUGCGGGGCUGUUUGUUUGUGCCGGCUGGGGGAUGUCUGAACCAGCUCAGCAGCCUGCUCCUGGGGCCCCGGAAGGGGGAGCCCCUGCCGGGGGCCCCCCGGGGCCACCCCCCAAUCUGAGCAGUAACCGUCGGUUGCAGCAGACGCAGGCCCAGGUGGAGGAGGUGGUUGAUAUAAUGCGUGUAAAUGUCGACAAGGUACUGGAACGAGACCAGAAACUGUCAGAGCUUGAUGACCGGGCAGAUGCACUUCAGGCUGGUGCCUCAGUAUUUGAAAGUAGUGCAGCAAAACUCAAAAGGAAGUACUGGUGGAAGAACUGUAAGAUGAUGAUCAUGAUGGGAGUGAUUUGUGCCAUUGUGGUGGUGGUGAUUGUAAGGUUUGUAGGGGCAGGGUAUGAGAGAAGGAGCUCCUGAUGCUGCAGACAUUGAAUCCAGAUGUGGACAUUCCUCUGCUGUCCACUGCUGGGGAGUGAGAGAUUCACUUCAUGCGUCUGCACACGUGUACCUGACUCUGCAAGAAUUCCUUGUUGCCUCUGGGCACAACUCAGCCCCACACUGCUUCAGCUACCAUGGGCCUCAUCAUGGACCACUACCAUGGAUCUCACCAAGAACGGCUGGCAACUGCUUCUGGUCCAAAAGACAGGGCUGAAACCAUCCAUCCUCAGUGCAGGUCAGAUCUGUGAAGAAGCUGCCAUUGUAUGGUUGUGAGAUGGUCUUCUCUACAAACAGAGGUACCCAAGAAGAACUGUGAGGACUGCAAUGCCAUGCUCUUGAAAUGGAGAUUCUUGCAUCAAGCUUCUGAUCUUCAAGACAAUUACAGCAGGAGGGCAUGAAUGCUUGCCCUGAUGCUUUGUCCCAUCCCACCCAAAUCACAUGGGUUGCAGUGAUUCCUUGCAGCUCAUUGACAAAGACAGGAAGAUGUGGGGAGGGCUGGUGUUCCUUCCAGGGUCACUGUGGAAAUCUGUUUCUUGUUGCACACUAGGAUCAAAUGAAUAACUGUCCAUUGUUGCCUUGUGGACUGUAUGGAAUAUGUGACUGAUUGAUUUCUGUACAUUAGGCCUUUUGCUAUAAGUGUGUGAGAGGUGCAGCUGACUGGUGGAAUUCGAAGCUUCUCAGCCUGAGCAUGUGGUACCAAGGUGGAGAUUAGGUUUAUGAAAGCCAGUUCUCCCUGCUGUAGGGAGCUGUAUAAUCAUAACACUUCAGGCACAAAAGAAGGAUUCUUCCUAGUCAGAUCUAUGAUGGCCUUGGAGAUUACAAGUAAUGACAAGCACAGCCUGGGGGAGAGUGGACUCCUGGUACUUUCAGAGAUGUCAUCCUCAAAUGUUUCAAGAGUGACAUCUCCGUGGUUGAAAAAGCAACCCUUGUUCAUCCUGUCCUUGCUGUGGUGCCUUAAAACAGGACCACUGAAUUCCAGUAGUGUGUAUACAGCUGCUGCACGGCUGGAGAGGGCUGCACACUGGUGGUCUGUGUGACAACUGACCACUCAUAUAUGUCAUCUGCCAUAUUCCAGAAAAGGGCUUUGAAUCAGCAAAGCAUCUGUUCUGCAGUCUGGCUCUAAAGAAGCAGUGUCCCCAGUUGCUCUGAGUGAUGAUAUGCUGCCAAAUGGAAGCAAGCUCAGAGUUUAUUUAAACACUUUACAGAUGCCUUAUUGCUGAUGCACAUUUGCUUUGAAAUGCAUACCAGCCAAAAUUUAGCUAUGUUCAUAAAGUGCAUCUAAACAAAUGUAGUUAGACUGCUGGAUCAACGUUGCUAGCUUAAAUUGAUUGAGCGAAGGAAUAAUUAAGCAAAGGGAACCUCUGCAGAAAAGAUAAUCCUGAGCUCAGAUUUACUCACAGUGACAACUCUUUCAAUAUCACGUUAGGAGUUUUUGCAGUCUUCAUUCACAAUACGACAGUCACAGCUCCUAAGUAACCAUGUAUGUAGAGAACUUGACCUUACACUUUGCAGGUUGACAAAAUCCCUAACAAAUCUCACGUCUCGUAUCUCAUAUCAAAUUCCAAUUCCAAAAAUUGGAAUUCCAAAAAUUCCAAAUGAGCUGAUUUAAUACUUCUAUAUUUAAUAUUUAUUUGUAUGAUACAGCAUACCCUGUGGCAGGUUGGUCUGGCUAACAACUGCUCAGAUGGUGACCAGAUCCCUGUUCCAUUCAUAUGGCCAUACACUGGUGCCAUGUGGCACUUGGCCACUGCCUAUUUGACCUUGGAAAGCAGUACGUCUGUCUGUCAGGGACGUACAACAUAUAAUAUUACUUAUUCAUAUCCUUACAAUGUAAUCAAGUUCAUCUUUGAUAAACUUUUGGUCCCUUAGUGGCAUUUUCUGCAAUAAGCAUUUUAUAUUUAAAAUAUAAUUAAUAUUGUCAUUAAGCACAUCACUUUGUUUAUCAGUAUUACUUCCGCUUCAGUGUGUAUGCCUAAUUUCUUGUAGUUUGAGUUCAGCUUGAGACCUUUAGGGUCACAGAAUUCAGAUUACAAGUGGGGAGCAUCAGAGAGCAGGCAGCUGGGUAAAAUUCAAGUGCCACGGUAUAUUUCUCCUUAAAAGGAGUAUGGCAACUCCUAAUGUAUCUCCUAUACCUUUCCAUUAUAUUUUCUUAGCUUUACACUGUCUUAUUGGCCAAUGGAUUAAUACCUGGCUCCGAGCCUGGUGUGCCUGGCAGGGGUUUGGGUUUUUUGACCUCUUCUCGAUUUACAUGAGACCAGACCUGCUGGCAACCAAUGGGAGUAACUUAUCCCACCGAUGGAAAGGGGUCUUACAAUGGGAGUUGGGAAGGUUCAUUGAUAGAGCUUUAAACUAGGUAUGAAGGGGGUGUAACUCGGGUUACUAGUAUGGAGCCUGUAUGUAACGUGACAGUGCUUGUGGGAGAGGGAUGUGCUAGUAAGAUCCCACAGUCUUGUGCCCUGGUGAAGGAGAAGGAUGACUCACCUUUUUGUAAGAAGAACACAAGGGCUGGUGUGAGGCUGGUGGCUAUGGAAACACCUGGGUAUGGUCAAGAGUUAGGGCUACUCCCACUCAAAAGGUGGCCCAGCUCAGGUGCUCUUACACCAACGCACACAGCAUGGGUAAAAAAGAGGAGGAGCUAGAGGCCAUAGUGAGGUUGGAAAGCUAUGAUAUAGUCGCCAUCAUGGAGCUGGAGUGCUGUCAUGGGUGGCUACUGACUUUUCAAAAGAGAUAGGCAAGGCAGGAAAGGCGGUGGUGUUGAAUAAAAGGCUAAUCUGUUAAGUUGUUAAGAGUAGUUGAGCACGAACAAUGGGAACGAUAUGGGGCCAUUAGUUAGGGGUGGGGUUUGGGGCGAAGAAUAGGUGUGGAAUAUUGUACUAGAAUCAACUGUAAAAACUACUCCUUGUACCAUAAAUAUGUAUGUAUUUCCUCUAUAAAGAGGGAUGUUUACCUGCUUUCGGUGUGCAGGCUAGGAAGGAGUUAUCCCCCCCUGCACCUGACCGGCCGAAUAAAACAUACCUGCUCUACAGCUACUUCGUGGUUAUAGAGAUUGUUCCACAAGUCAGUGUAGCCCUUUAUCUUAAGAAAGAAUGUGAAUGUAUGGAAAUUAAUGAUGGUGAUGACUGGGUUGAGAUCUUAUGGAUCAGAAUAAAAGCGAAGGCCAGUAAGACUGACAUUAUAACGGAAGUCUGCUAUAGGCCACCCAACCAGGAUGGAGAGGUGGACAAGACACUUUAUAGACAGUUGGGUGAAGUCUCAAGGUCUCUCCCCCUUGUUCUUAUGGGGGACUUCAACUUCCCAGACAUCUGCUGGAUAUAAUACAGCAGAUAAGGAACAGUCCCGGAGGUUCCUAGAAUGUGUGGGAGAUAACUUUCUGACACAGCUGGUGAAGGAGCCAACAAGGAUAAGCAAAAUCCUGGACCUGCUGUUUGUUAACAGAGAAGCUCUUGUGGGGGAUGUAAAGGUUGGAGGCCAUGUGGGGCACAUUGAUCAUAAAGUGCUAGAUUUCUCCACCCUUGCUGAACCACAGAGGGGAGUCAGCAGAACUGCCACCUUGGACUUGCAGAGGGCAGACUUUAGCCUCUUCAGGACCUUGAUUGAGAGGGUCCCUUGGGAGGCACUUUUGGAGGGGAUGGGAGCCCAGGAAAGCUGGGAAUACUUUAAGGAAGUAAUUUUAAAGGUGCAGGAGCUGGCCAUCCUCAUGUCAUGGAAGAUGAGCUGAUGGGCAAGGAGGCCAGACUGGCUGAACCUUUGGCUGGAACUGAAGAACAAAAGGAAAGUUUAUAGUCUUUGGAGGGGUGGGCAAGCAACUUAUGAUGAUUACAAGUAUGUAGUGAAGCCAUGAAGGGAGAAAAUUAGAAAGGCCCAAGCCCAGCUAGAACUGAACUUGGCCACUAAGGUAAAGGACAACAAUAAAUAUUUCUAUAAAUACAUCAACAGCAAGAAGAGGGCUUGUUGUACACCGAGGGCAACAUGGUGACCAGGGAUCAGGAUAAGGCUGAGGUACUUAAUGCCUUCUUUGUCUCAGUCUUUAAUAGUAAGACUAAUUACUCCCUGGGCACACAGGGCAAUUAGUCCCUUGCACCAGGGCAGGUUUAGGCUGGAUAUCAGGAAAAACUUCUUUACAGAAAGCAUUGUUAAGCACUGAAUGGGCACCCCAGGGAGGUAGUUGAGUCAUCAUCCCUAAAUGUGUUUAAAAACUAUUUGGAUGUGGUGCUCAGGGACGUGAUUUAUUGGAGGGUUGUUAGAGUUAGGGUAGUAUGGUUAGGUUGGGGUUGGACCUGAUGAUCUUUAAAGUCUUUUCCGACCUGAGCAAUUCUAUGAUUCUAUGAAAAGACAGGCAAAUCACCAGCUCUCAUUUCAUACACAACAAAGACAUUGGUAUUUUGUUAAAUUAAAAGAGAUCAAUGUCUCUUUUAACUGAGGUCAUUAACUGGUUUUGAUUAAAUGUCAGUAAUCUGGUCUUUAUUUGAAGAUCUUGUGAGAUAGUCUACCACUUUUGCUGACAGGCAGCAAGGAAAAUCCUCUUCACCACUGAGUAUGUUUUGUCUUAUCCUACUUGGAACAUUCCUAAAUUUAACUUGCAGCUGUUGGUUUCUCCCUGUGCCUGUCUCUGCAGGUUGAAGUUCCAUCAGUGCCCACACUUUGUGGUGUAAUUAAGGGAAACAGUCAUAGUAAGAUCAGAGCAGUGUCUCAAAAUGCCUCCCUAGAAGACAAAUUUCUGAACUUCCUAAUUGAUCAUUCAGCCCUGGAUCACCUUCAGACUUUCCAUACAUAUUUUUUAAAAGUGUAGGCACCUGCACAGUAGGUGGUUUAGCAGAGUUUUAUGGUUCAAUGGCAUGGGAACAAUGUGGAUGUCCGGUACCCAAAGAAAUGCCACCAGCACUACCGAGCAUCAUGAAUUGAUCGGUUAUGUUUGGAUGAACAGAUGAGUAUUACUGAACUUCCCAUGGCCCAUGUAGAUCUGAAGUACUCACUCCACUUGCCAUUUGCAACUUUUACUGACAAUAAUUUAAAAUGGUAUCUCCUGCUCCUAGCACUGAAAAGCACUGGGCUCACCAUCCCUUAUGCAGAGGCACACAUUUUUGGCAGUGAUUGAUGCUGCUGUUUGGAUUACAAACUUUUGACAUUUAUGUGUUAGGCAGUAACUAAUCCAUACAAUGCAAACUGUGAUGCAUACACACACUGUUAUUUUUCUCUUCAGAAUGUCAUGCUGAUUUACAAAUUCACCAGUUUGUUAAAUCUGCACCAGUACUUUUAUCAACCAAAUGUAUUAUUUCAUCAAGGAAUUAAGUUGGGUAUGUUUCUCACAACUUAAAAAAAAAAUAAGGAAAGAAAUGUUCUAAAUGCCUUUUAUCAGAUUCACACUCUCUGGUAGAUGGUUGUUGCUAGAGAAUCAUAGAAUGGCCUGGGUUGAAAAAGACCACAAACAUUGAAACAUUGAGUUUCAACCCCCCUGCUAUGUGCAGGGUCGCCAACCACCAGACCAGGCUGCCCAGAGCCACAUCCAGCC